GAAGGAGGGAGAGAGUUCAGCUGCGUCAGGAAAUCGGAGAACAGGGCAAGGUCAAGAGGCUAGAGAGCAAAGACGUCGUCAUUAUAUAUUUCAGCCAAACCGAGGGACGAAGGGAGGUGGAAGGAACUCAGACUCGAAGUAUUCCCUAAAAAGGUUUGCCAGGACUGGAGAGAGAGGAGAGCUCAUGGCAACACCAAACGCCUGAGAGUAGAAGCGACCCUCAAAGGAAAAUCCAAGCUCAUCAUGGUCGCCGGCGAGACACCACGGAUACGGCAGAUGAAGUCCUGAGACAGGCGAAGGAAAAAGAUCAGCAGAGAAGAUUAAUACGUUCAGUCGAUUAGCUUUGUUGGGCAACAAUUCCUCACACUGCAGCAUCAUGGCCUCCAGAACUGCUUGCCUCAGCUUCUUGCACAUCGUUGCCUUCAUGUCAGCUGCCACAUUCUCCAGUCCAGAGAAGCCCCUAUUAGUGAAUUACAUGUUCUCCGGCAACAGCCUCAGAGAGUACAUCGGGAACAGCAGCUUCAGCCACAUAUCAAAAGCAGAUCUUCCCAACAAAAUCUUCUUAUCCAUGUGCUGGGAGUCACAGAAUCCACACUGCACUGUGAACGCGAGGGCAAGAGAGAAGACCCUCGGCUAUUUGUGUCACAACGGCACCACUCGAUACAUUAUCAAGUACAAAGAUGAAUUCAACUGUGAGUGCCAAUGGGGAAACCGAAACAAGGGCCCGAGACUGUAUCAUGAUGUGUUCACCGACAAGACUGGGCCCAAGUGGAGCAUAACAGAAAAUAGGACAGGGUGCGAAACAUCGGAAUUUAUCCAGAGUGAACAAGAAACCCAUAGUAUCACAGUUUACGUGUACAUGGAUAAGGUCAUAGUCAUACCCGUGUGCACAAACGGAAUCGUACCGCACGAAGGGUAUAUGUCUAAUCGGGAAGCUGGAGAAAGACAUUUUUACUUAGAAAAAGAAGGUGUUAACAUAACAUAUCCUAUAUUCAAAUGUCAGUCAUAUAGUAUGGCCAUUAAAGAAAAAAACCUGAGUCAAGUGAUAGAUGAGUAUAAUCUCAGGGUGUCUAACGGCGAAGAGACGCAAGUGGCUUCCCUGCAUAAUAUAUCUACCGUUGUAAUCAAAAUGAAACUGAAAAGGACAACCACUUCCACGCCAUUACCCACACCUGAAGACCCGAAUCAAUUAAGUCUCAGUGUAUUGACGGAUCCCUCGAUGAUUUCUGGGACGUCUGCAUCCAAGGCUAGCGUCGGUUUUGUGGUGUUGGCGUUUUGUGCAGGGCAAUUCGUUCGGCCGUACCUAUGACGGACCAGACAUUGGAAUUUUUAUUUUUAAAAACUGGCUGCAAAGUGGGAAGUGUUGAAAACAUUUACGUUCUCAGUUUCGAAAAGAGUGCUAAAUCUUAGAGUUGGUACCAAUAAGCCUCUCUGAAUAUAGACUAGUUGGUAAGGACGACAGGAAUUACGUUCUUUUCAUGUUUUGUUUUUUACGCCUUCCGUAAACAACUUCACUUCUUCUAACUAGGGCGAAGAAAACAGUCCCGGCUCACUUGAUGAAUAAAUGUCAAAUUGGGACAUUUAAUAGCAUUAUAGGCUAAAAAUCAGGUUAAAAUAUUAAUGUCCAAAGCAAACCGAUAUCAUAUUUUUCCAACAAAGUAUUUUUGUCACAAUAUUUCUUGCGAACUCUACCCGUAAUAAACAGUCUGUAAUCAAUAA
Molecule: messenger RNA, 1719 nt
Organism: Penaeus indicus
Lineage: Eukaryota; Metazoa; Arthropoda; Malacostraca; Decapoda; Penaeidae
Exons: 3
Coding region: 377-1309 (310 amino acids)
Source: RefSeq, a predicted model, not a curated record